AUGCUGUACUGGCAGCACAGCCCCUUCUUCGCGCACCGGUGGCAUAUCGGGUGCUGUUUACCGCAUCGUAUUUUCUGCAGACUAAAGCGUUACACGACUGCCGGACUUGACGAUGUUUGCGCUUGUAGGUUUGUACGGUCUGCACUUUGCAUAAGCAUUGAGAAUACUACUAUGUAUGAGUUGUUUGCGGGCUAA
Molecule: messenger RNA, 195 nt
Organism: Colletotrichum aenigma
Lineage: Eukaryota; Fungi; Ascomycota; Sordariomycetes; Glomerellales; Glomerellaceae
Exons: 1
Coding region: 1-195 (64 amino acids)
Source: RefSeq, a predicted model, not a curated record